GUUUCGCAACAUGCCGUCGAAAAGACCGUAGGCUUCGUUUCCAAGAAUCCAGCCAUCCUCGGGAUGUUCCACUCAUUAUCGUUCUCACCACGUUCUAAACGCGUACUUACUCGCGAACCUAAUUCAAGUCGAAAUAUCAUGAUGAUCUCCCGAUCGAUUUACGUGGAUCUUCACGACCGAUCGUGCAUCGACGCACAGUAUUUUUCUAUCUCCCGUUCAAAACACUACAUAUUCUUAGCCGAUGGUCGUCUACAGUUCCUUCGAGUAAGUUGUAAUUGCCAAUGGCAAUUAUCCUGGUUCAAAGAAAACAUUGACAUGUUUACGAUCUUUCAACGUUCAAGUAUCACCUUUGUUACGUCGCACAGUUCGGCUGGAGAUUGAAAUAAAUUGCGCGUGAUAACGGGCGUUAUAAAAUUUUGUAAGUACAUGUGAUGAUCAUACAUAUUCAUUCCUUUUAUUACACUGGUUACGCGAUGAAACUGUGAAUUAAAUGCGUCGCUUCCAAGAAACGAGAAUGUAUUUCCGGAAAUAAAUCCAAUUUCAUCGUUCUACGUGAAGGAAACCGUAAACGGGGAAUUUGUUGUUCGAACGCGCGUAAUUAGUUACAUCAAAUUAGAACGCAAUACUGAGAGUAGUUAUGUAUACAAAACUAGUGUAAGGAAUUUUAAUGGGAGGUUCCUGACAUGAUUUUAAACAUUUUCCUUUGCGAAAAAGUUGUCCUACAGUGUUAGAGCGAAACUAUUUAGUUAUUUCAAACUAGCGUGCAUAAGUUUCAAUAUUCAAAAUGGGAAUUCCUGGACUAACUACGUACAUACAUGAUCAUUCCGAUCGUUACUUGCGGAAUUAUGAAUUACAUGAUACAUAUUUAGUGAUCGAUGGUAUCAACAUAAGUUGUCGAAUGUUUAAGUUAUAUAUGGACGCAAGAUGUAAUUCUGCAUUCGGCGGCGAUUAUGAUAGUUAUGCACGUGCUGUAUCAAUCUUUUUCGACGAUCUAUUAAAAUGUCGCAUAACACCGUUGGUUUUGAUUGAUGGUGCCAACGAGGAUAAACAAUUAAGGAAAAGCAUAGUAAGGAGAAAAGAGAGAAUGCAAUCAGCUUCGCGGUUUUCUCUGUCCGGUCAACAUAGAACAGAAAUUUUCCCCUUAUUACAAGUUGAUGUGUUCAGAAGUGUGAUGAUAAAGAAGAACAUUCGACACGCACAGUGUCUAUUUGAAGCUGAUAAUGAGAUAGCUGCAGUAGCAAAGAUCUUAAAUUGUCCUGUACUUAGUUACGACUCGGAUUUUUAUAUAUAUGGAUCACAGUACAUACCGUUUAACACAUUGGAUACUUGUGUAGUUAGUCAUUCAAGGGGGAAAGGAUAUGUAAAACGUUGUAAAAUUUAUAAAGCUGAAUAUUUACUAAAUUCAUUUAGAGGUUUGCAUGAAUCGAUGUUACCAUUGGCAGCAAUUUUAUUAGGUAACGAUUAUGUUGAACGUGGAACAUUCACGAACUUCUUUCGUCACAUGGACAUAAAAAAAAUACCAGGAAGAAAAUAUAGAGAGAGCAUGAUUACAGCAACUUUUACGUGGCUAAGCAAGUACACCUUGAAUACAGCUAUUACCAGGAUUUUAAUCACAUUACCCGAACCUUCGCGACGAAGCAUGUUGAAUUUAAUAGAGGACAUUAUUAACAAUUAUAUAAAGACAUCAGCUGAAAUACUUAUACCAUUAAGAUUCCCAACAGAUUACAUCACUCGUGUAAAGACGCAACAUUUAAGCAGAAGUUUUAAAUUUGAUGGAGACAUUAGUAUUUCAACAUGCAUAAAACAAGCUUAUGAAGGAGAAAAGGACGAGGUCCGCAUGGAGGAAGAUUAC
Molecule: messenger RNA, 1852 nt
Organism: Ceratina calcarata
Lineage: Eukaryota; Metazoa; Arthropoda; Insecta; Hymenoptera; Apidae
Product: protein asteroid-like
Exons: 2
Source: RefSeq, a predicted model, not a curated record